AUGUUCAAGUCAAAGAGCAAGACCUCGCCGGAGCGCACAGAGCCCGCCAAUAUUCCUCCUCAGCUGUCCGACCUACACUGCUUCACCGAGACUGACGGCGUCGUGACCACCACCAUGAUGGACCUCCCUGGAUACAAGAUUGAGCAGGUGCUCGGCACCGUGUACGGCAUCACGGUGCGCUCGCGCAACCUGGGCGCGACGCUGGGCAUGGUGGCCAAGUCGAUUGCCGGGGGCGAGCUGAGCUGGUUCACGAGCAUGCUGUACUCGUGCCGCAACGACUCCAUCGGACGCGUCGUCGACGAGUGCAAGGCGCGCGGCGGCAACGCCGUCAUUUGCCUGCGCUUCGACGCCGGCGACGUCGAGGGCUUUGCGCAGACGGCCGCGUACGGCACCGCCUGCCGCGUCGUCAAGAUUGAUGAAGCGGUGGCGCCGCCGCCGCAGCUGCAGGUGUAG
Molecule: messenger RNA, 453 nt
Organism: Beauveria bassiana ARSEF 2860
Lineage: Eukaryota; Fungi; Ascomycota; Sordariomycetes; Hypocreales; Cordycipitaceae
Product: yjfJ-like protein
Exons: 2
Coding region: 1-453 (150 amino acids)
Source: RefSeq, a predicted model, not a curated record